AGCACAGGCGAUUAUUCGUCCUUGUUGAUCUAGAGUCAAGAAAAUCUGUGGAGGCUUUGUUUUUUUUACCUACAUUUUGAAGUAGCAAUAAUCAAAGAAAAAUAAGAAUCGUCUCAUGACAAAUUGAGAAAAUGAUGAAUCUGAUACGACCACGAUUGGUAACGUUCGAUGUGACGGGGACGUUGCUCAUGACAGCGUUGGAAGUGCAUUACACAGAAAUUGGUUCGUUGCAUGGUAUCUCGAUGGACUCCAAAAAAUUGGUGACAAGUUUUAAGAAUAACUUUCACAAACUGGCUCAAGACCAUCCAAUUUUUGGAAAGACUACCGGGCUGGGAUGGCAAAACUGGUGGAGAACCAUAGUAUACAAUGUCUUUAGAGAUCAGGACAAGAACAGCAGUGAGAAAACACUCGACAAAGUAGCCGAUCACCUCAUAGAAUGCUACGGUACCAAAAAAUGCUGGCACAAGUAUCCCGACACCUUGAAAAUACUCAAUUAUUUGAAGAAACAAGACGUCGUACUCGGCGUUAUAUCCAACUUUGAUUCUCGACUGGAAUCUGUACUUGUUAGCACCGAGUUACGCCCUUAUUUCUCCUUUGUUCUCACCUCCUACGACUUUGGAUCCGAAAAGCCAGAUCCAACUAUAUUCGAGGAGGCUCUAAGAAGGUCAAAACCUUAUUCCAACACUUCUAUACAGCCUCACGAAGCUCUGCACAUCGGCGAUACCUACGACAGGGAUUAUCUCGGAGCUAAAAAUGCAAAUUGGAACGCUAUAUUGAUCAAACGGGACUCCAAACAAAAAAUUGACCUGGCCAAAGCACCUGCCGACGAUGUUUUUCAAAACCUCGACGACGUUCUAGUACAUUUGAACAGCGUCUUUAGCAAACAAGAUGAAAAAUUAUGUUGACCCGAUGACCCAAGACAAUUUUUCAGUGUUUGUUAGGUAUCUGCAAUUGAUUUUAUUCCGUUUUUAGCAUGCAGAAGUUUUUCUGUAUUAUAGAAACAUGACAGCGUAUUGAAUUGCCUUUAUAUCGGAGUAAUAAGUUCCCUUGACGAUGUUAGGUAAUUCAGAUGUGUCUACAGGUAACUGUUACGUAUAAUAAUUUUCCUGAAAUACUUUGCACGGGUCUUGAAGAAAAUAUUCAGUAGAUGGAGUACUGAAAAUAAUCUUGUUAUAACCGAUUGAUUCUAAGAUAGUUUAAAAUAUAUUGUAAGUAAAAUGUAAA
This is a messenger RNA of Athalia rosae (coleseed sawfly), 1224 nucleotides long. RefSeq names its product rhythmically expressed gene 2 protein-like. Bases 132 to 905 code for a protein of 257 amino acids. The transcript has a single exon. The record is from RefSeq and is a predicted model, not a curated record. NCBI's taxonomy places the organism in Eukaryota, Metazoa, Arthropoda, Insecta, Hymenoptera, Athaliidae.